UAUAAAAUUGCAAUUAUUUAGUAGAUUUUAUUUAUUUAUUUUUUAAUAAGAAAAACAAUUAUGAAUGAAAGUGAUGAUAGUACAAAGUACGGUGAAUGUCGAUGCUGUUUAACUAUGGGGGAGCACAGAGACCUGAUGCUGGAAUACGAAUGGAACGGAUCACGCGAAGUUUAUUUUAAUAUAUUUUUAGAUUGUUUCAAUCUAUUCCUCUCAACAAAUUCCAGAAGAAGCACACUGAUAUGCACGACAUGCAUCCUCCGACUAAGAGAUGCAAGUAGUUUUAAAAAGAUGGUUCUUGAAGCUGAGCGGAAUCUGCUUAGUUAUGAUCUAAACCGAGACAAUUCAAUAGUACAAUUACAGGACUUACAAAAGCCGAUUGAAAAUGAAGAGAAUGAACAAUUAGUUGAAAUAAAAAAUGAGAAAUUUGACAAUUCGGAAGGCAGUGAUAUUGAGCAGAAUGAAGCCAAUUCGGACACUGAUGGCUUGGAAGAAGAUAUAGUAAAAAUCAACAACAAAAGCUACACAGAUUCAAUAAGAGACACGUUUUGUAAAAUAAAAAACAACAACAGAACCGAGAAACUCGCCUAUAUUUACAACGCGAGCGUCAUUCUAGAAAAUUCUAACGUGACACCAUUCAAACCGAAGCACCAAAAUGGUUGUUUCUACUGUCGCAUGAUAUUCGACGAUUUGUCGAAAUUGCGAGAACAUCAAAAGAAACACACUAAAGCUGAAUUGAAACGGGUUCUGAGAUCAUAUGGCGCGGAAAAUUUCGUCGUAUACGUUGACGUCACAGAUCUUAAGUGUACAAUUUGCAACGAACCCGUUCUAAAUUUAAACGAAUUAAAAAUACAUUUAAUAAAAGAACACAAAAAGAAAAUGCAAGAAUUCCCCGACCGCGUCGUUCCGUUCAAAUUAACUCCAGGUGUUUUCGAAUGCCAAGUCUGUAAGUGCAACUUUGAAACGUUCGGCUCGAUAGAGCGUCAUAUGAACGUACAUUUCAGGAACUACGUUUGCAGAGAAUGCGGUACCGGUUAUGUAACGAAAUGCCGUCUAAAGGUACACUCGAAACAACACAUUGGGGGGAGUUUCCCAUGUGAGACGUGUAAAAAAGUAUACUCAACGCCCGUGAAGUUAAAAAAUCACAUCGACGUGGUCCAUAAAAUGAUAAAACGCUUCAAAUGUGCCAAAUGCGACGAGCGAUUCACGGAAUACUUUAGGCGGCAAAAACAUAUGGUAGAGGUACACGGUGUUGCCCCAUUAGAAUAUAAAUGUAAUGUUUGCGAAAAAUCGUUUGACCGUAAAUAUAUGUUGUCCAUGCACAUGAAAAGAGAUCACUUGGAAGAGAGAGACUAUCAGUGCGAAUUGUGCUGGUACACGUGUUUCACUAAAAACGAAUUGAAAGUCCAUAUGAUAAAACACAACGGCGAAAGAAUCUUCGAAUGUACGGUAUGCAAAAAAUCAUAUGCAAGGAAAAAAACGCUCAGAGAGCAUAUGCGAAUUCAUAACAAUGAUAGGCGAUAUGCAUGCAAGUCGUGUGGUCAAGCAUUUGUGCAGAAUUGUAGUUUGAAAGGUCAUAUAAAAACUCAUCACCCGGAACUCCUUGUUCCGUGA
Molecule: messenger RNA, 1611 nt
Organism: Vanessa atalanta (red admiral)
Lineage: Eukaryota; Metazoa; Arthropoda; Insecta; Lepidoptera; Nymphalidae
Product: zinc finger imprinted 3-like
Exons: 4
Coding region: 61-1611 (516 amino acids)
Cellular component (GO): nucleus
Molecular function (GO): zinc ion binding
Source: RefSeq, a predicted model, not a curated record